Molecule: messenger RNA, 975 nt
Organism: Naegleria lovaniensis
Lineage: Eukaryota; Heterolobosea; Eutetramitea; Acrasida; Naegleriidae
Exons: 1
Coding region: 1-975 (324 amino acids)
Source: RefSeq, a predicted model, not a curated record
AUGAUAGCACAACAAGAAUGCAAUUGUUCCGAAGCUUCUUCUUCUUCUUCUGAUACAGGCACACAACCUUCUUCUUCUUCGUUGUCCUUGGGUGAUACAAACACUCGAGUGGACAUGACCAUCAUACAAACAAGCGCCACUACCUCCUCUGCCACAACAUCACAACUUCCUAGCUCGACCUCUUCCAACAACAACUCCAGCACUCCCACAUCUCCUGCCAUUUCCAUUCCCUCACCCAUUCCGAAAUUAUUUAAAAAUUCAUCGAAUUUAACUCCGAGAAGUGCUGUUCAAGGAUUUAUUUCAAGUGGAUCCACGAAUGGAAAUAGCCUUUCAUAUCGACAAAGUAUGAAUGGUUUAAUGAGUGAAUUAAAUACAACAACAACCGUAUUGAAUAACAAUGACAGUCUUCAGAAAAUAUUCGAUAAAUUAACUACAAUUGGUUCUACGCAUCAAAUGAUGAAAGAAUUAUUAGAAUCUGAAAUUAAGGGAAAUCAAAACAUUCAUGAAGAAAUGAUGGAAAUGAGACAUAAAUUGGAUGAAACGAAACAAGAAAUUAUCAAAAUGGAGACACGAUUGACUAAAGAACUAGAAAAGGAUAAGAAUCAAUUAACACAUUUAGUAUCAAAAUUAAUGAAUGUAAAUUUGACUGAAAUUCAUGGAUUGAAUGACAAUGAUAUACAGUGUGAAGGAGAACAGCCAUUGUUUAGUGAGUCCUCAUCCACUAUUUCCAAAUCAUCCUCUGUAACCAAUAGAAAAUCUCAAAGAAUGUUGAAUAACUCAGACAAUCGAUAUUUUUCAACUCAAUUGAUACCAAAUAGUGAUCACCACUCUCCACCCAACACACCCUCUAGAUCUCCAUUUUCCUCAACAUUGCUAAUUUUAUUAUUUAUUUUAAUUUCAUUGCUUUUAAUUUUGAUGAUAUUUGCCUUUACAGAUGUUGGAAGAACCAUGAUUGCUAGGAAACCUACGUUUUAA